This is a messenger RNA of Dermacentor silvarum, 8102 nucleotides long. RefSeq names its product poly [ADP-ribose] polymerase tankyrase. The record is from RefSeq and is a predicted model, not a curated record. Lineage: Eukaryota; Metazoa; Arthropoda; Arachnida; Ixodida; Ixodidae. Gene Ontology annotation, biological process: protein localization to ciliary inversin compartment. Gene Ontology annotation, cellular component: ciliary inversin compartment; cytoplasm. The transcript has 50 exons. Gene Ontology annotation, molecular function: protein binding; NAD+ poly-ADP-ribosyltransferase activity. Bases 392 to 7795 code for a protein of 2467 amino acids.
ACUGCGAAGCCAGGUCCCAUUUGUUUGGUGUUCCUUCUGUAGCGUGUGUGUGAUAUUUGGCGGUGAGCGUAAACCCUCAUGAAUGCCCGUGUAACGGGCCGACCGUUGAAAUAUUGUUUCGUCGAUGACCAUCGGCAACAAGCGCCGACGCCGUUACACGCCCUGGCGUGGCGCAAGCGACGCCUCGCGCGGUGAAUGAGGAGAACCGGCUUCUCUCGCAAACAUAGCCGCCACCGACCGCCGCUCUCCUAACAUGGCCGACAUGACGGAUAACCGGGCAGCGCUCUGGGACACGGCAACACUGCCGGUCGGCCUCUGAAACGUCAUUUCUCGACCGUCUACGCGUGGAAAGUGUGCGGGUGAAGUAAUCGGCAACUGAAACGAAGACAGGAUGGAGCCGGCUACAAACGGUUGUAAAGAUGGCCCGACUCCACUUCUGGUGCAGAAUCAUUCUGAAGGAACACCACAGCAGGAAAAGAAGUCACCUGAAAAGCAUGGCACAAAGGCUGCGGUAAACCAGGAUGCACCCGCCGUUGCUUCGAGAGCAGCUCGUCACGCUAAUGCAAACAGCAAAGCAUCCUCAAAAAGCGGCACGGCAUCUGCUGCAGCAUCUGCGGGAAACAAGGCUGCAUCGGCUGCGGCACCGGCUGCUGUGGGAAACUCCGAGGCCACCACGCCUUCAGCAGGAAGUCGCCGAACCUCGCGCAACUGCGCCCCUGGUCCCACCAGCGGUGCCUCCGCCACCGCCGGGCGGGCGCCAGCGAAGCCACCGCCUCGCGAAACCUCUGGCAGGCGAGGGGCUUCAGCCACAGCCGCUGCUCCCAGCACAGUGGAGAGUGCAGCACCCACCAGCAGCUCUCCGCCAGCGGCGACAAAGGAAGCUGACACCACGCCGCCACCUCGGAGAGCCCGCAAACGCGAAAGUCCGCGGUCGCCAGGCUCCUCGUCCGACACGGGGGGCGGUGGGUCGGGGCGGGCGAGCAAGCGUAUGCGGCUGCAGUACCAGCCCUUCCAGUCGCCGGGAGUGCUGCCUACAAUUGUGCUGCGCACCAGCUCUCCUAAGGCGCCCCAGCAGGAGGACAAGGUUGUGGUUUUCCAGAAGGGAGAGUUCCUGGCCGUGCGCAACGAGACCGGGAGCUUCUACGUGUGCCGCACUGCACAGAACGUCUACAAGAGCAGCAAGCGCUUCAAGAUCCAGUGGCUGAACAAUGACAGCGAGCCAGAUAUUUACGCUCCUGACUUUUACGAUAACACGGAUUUUGAGUGCGUGCUGACCAACCUGCGGAUGCGGCGUGUGGACAGGGGCCGCUACUUGUUGCCGGACGAGGAACGCAAGCGCACGCUCAAUAUCCUGCAGAGGGCCCUCAAUGUGGAGAAUGGUAUGGAUAUUCCAGAUCCUCGGCAACUAACCAUGGACGGAGUGGAUGUGUCCUUUGUGGGCAAGGAGGAAGAGGAAGAGCUAUCCGAAGCCUCGCCGCCGGCCACGAACUUCCGGGGUCGCCGCCGAACAAGCCAGAAAGAGGAUGUCGACAUGGAGGAGGACGAAGACUCAGAUUCUGAUACUGGAAGGCGCUCAAAAGGUGCCAAGGGUCGUCCUGUCGGCUCGCGUGUCAAGCUGAAAGGCAAAAAAGCAUCGAAACCUGCCUCAUCACCCAAGUGGAGCUCAAGUACUGCACCCGUCGAAGCCCUGAGGCCCAACCCCAAAGUGGCCCUUCUCGAAAAGGACCCCUACUUUGAGUCACCUAGCCCCGAACCAGUGUCGGUGUCCACAUUGGCAGACAGCAAGCUCCUCAUCCGUGCAGUGCUGCUCGGUGAUCACACAUUGUUGAAGAGCUUCUUGGCAGAUCAGGACCGCAUGUGCUCGUUGGGGCUGGUCCGCAGUGUGGAUGUGAGACUGAGUGCUCUAGACUACAGCGCGAUCCGAGAGGACUACCACUCCAUGCGCCUUCUCCUGGCUGCCACCCCAGAGCGGCUGGCUCCUCCCCCGACCAACAUCCUACUCUGCGAGAAAGGCCCCGACAGCUACAGAUGGUUGGCAGCCGAGCCUGGUGCCCCGUGGCGACUUCCUUUGAUCAGAACAGAGGUGGCUAAAAACGGAAACUCCGCUUUGCUUUUGGACAGUGACCAGUACGUGCGAGAGUACGGAAUCGAUCGGAAGCACGCCGUGCAGCUUGCCAUCAAGCAUGGCGUCUCGUUUCAGACUGUGGACCAGCUUCUUACUGGGCAGGAGCCGCCAGAGGAACUGUGGAGCCACAUCGUCGAAGCCCUUCGUCACGGUGAAAUCACCUUGGCGGGGUCAUUAGCGAUUCGAGCCGAAAAGCAUGGCUUGCCCCCACUGCACCCACUGUUUCGUCAGGUGCUGCUAAAUCGUCAGCAACCACUUUUGGAAUUCCAGCCAUCCGCAGUGCUACAGAAGACAUUGGGUCCGUAUGAGGUAACAGCCCUGCACUGCGCGGCGGUGAACCCCGAGCAUAGCUACCUGGCGCACCUACUGAGUAGCGUGCCGCAUCUCGAGGUCCAGGACGGACAGGGGUGGCAGCCCCUGCACUACGCUGCCGUGGCCACCUGCACUGCACCCCUGGAGCUUCUGCUUGCCAGAGGGACCUCCGUGCAUGCCAUCGACAAGAACGGAGACACUCCACUGCACAAAGCUGCUUGUGCAGGCCGUUCGAGCAACCUGGAAGUGCUUCUUCGCUUCGCUACAGGCGCCGAGAAAGGUGGUCCAUUCAGUGCCGUGGACAGACCGAACAACGAAGGCUGGACCCCUUUACAUCUGGCUGUGAAGAACGGUCACCUGGAAGCCGCUCAAGUGCUGAUGCGUUACAAGGCGGAACCAAACCGCGCCCGAGGUGCUCCGUACAGCCAGAUCAGCCCCCUGAUGUGCGCGGCGCAGCAAGGCAGCUGUGACAUGGUGCACGCUCUGGUUGAAGGCACUGGUCGAAGGCUGGACGAAGGCACUGUGGAACUCCUAGAUGAGUGUGGCCGCAGCGCACUGACCCAUGCCGUGUUGAAUGGCCAGACGGCCGUGUGUGCCAAGCUGUUGCGCCUCGGCUCCAAUCCUAACCGAGCCGACGUCGGGGGCAACACGCUGGUGCACUACGCAGCUGCUUACGGGUGGCUGAGUUGUCUGCGCCUGCUCGUCGAGGCUGGGGCUGCGCCUCACAAGCAAAACAGUUCCAAGGUCACACCGGUGCAAGUGGCCUUCCUCAAGGGUCACAUGGGCGUGGUGGACUACCUGCUGGACCAGCCUGGUGUGGAGCUCGGCGCUGACACCCCCGCGGACUCCGGCACCACCGGACGAACCCUGGCCAUGCGCGCGUUGCGUUCGCGGCUCAACGGCUCCAUCUACACCCGGCUGCAGUUUCUGCUCGAGCGGCAGGGCUCUGAUGCCAACAAAGUUGACCAGGAAGGAAACAAUGCCUUGCACCACCUUGUCCUGGCUGACAGCGAGUUCAGACAACGACAGAGCGUAGAGGAACUGGACUUGAAGCAACCAUCAUUAGACAUUGCUCACAUAGAAGCUAUGCAAGCUCGGCUGGAAAAGGAGCGUAAAGAGCAUGACCGUUGGUUGGAGCAGGCCACGUCGUUGCUCCUGGGCAGCGGCUGCAGUCCUACUGCUCUCAACAAGGAACAGCUGAGUCCGUUGUCUCUCGCUUUGCACAAGGGGAGCCUCCUGGUUGUGCAGCUGUUGGUCGAAGCCGGCAGCCAACCUGAACCGGCUGCACUGGAGGCCUCUCCAGACUUCCUGCGCCAGGUUGCCCUCUUCGCCAGGCAGAGGGACGUCCUGCCGCUGCUCAACGCCCUCCUCAAGCCUCCUCCCCCGACUCCCGAAGGAGUCAAGCUGGAGGAGGAGCCGCGAUCGCUCCGCGACAUCCUCCGCAUGCAGGCCAACUGGCACGACCGCGACGGCCUCACCCCGCUCCUGGUGGCCCUACGAACCCUCGGUGAGCUGCGCAACCCGACGGAAGAGCAGAGCGGCCGACUGCACGCGCUGCUGCGUUUUCUCCUGGAGGAGCUGGGGGCCGACGCGGCUGCGGCGGUGCGGGGGAUCCGGGGGGGCCCCUCUGCCCUGCACCUGGCGGCCCGCUGCCCCGGGGCGGCGGCCGUGGACCUCCUGCUCCAGCACAAGCCCCUGCUCGAACCACCGGACCAGGACGGCCUGACCCCCCUGGCACGAGCGGUGGCCAGUGGGAACAGCGCCGCUGUGCACUCCUUGGUUGCUGCCGGUGCCAGUGUCAAUGUGGACUUGCAUGAUGGUGGGCCAUACCCCGUAAGCCUCCUGGUCUAUGCUGCUAUGAACAAUCUCCCAGGUGAGCUCAUCCAACUCCUUCUGAAGCACAAGGCCAACCCGAGGGCCGUCAACCAUGCCUCCGGCAACAAUGCCCUUCAUUACUUGGUGUCGCACCGAAGCAACCCAGACCUCAUGGAUACCGUGCGUGCACUUUUGGACGCCGGGAUUGACGUCAACUCGACGAAUGCCAGGGGUCGCUCACCGCUGCACCUGGCAGCCAAUGCGCACACCGGCAUGGCUGAAUGCUCGACGGCCCUCGAAGAGCUGCUGCUGCAGAAAGGGGCACGGGCGGAUGCCAAAGACGGCCGAGGGCGUGUCCCGUUGCACUACGCUUUCGUCAAAAUUCACAGACACUGGGACAACUCUCCCUGUGACCCCGUGGAGCUGGCUACCUUGCUGCAGACGACUCAGGCACCCUUGCUAGAACUUCAGGACGAUUUUGGCAUGACACCGCUGCACUACGCUGCUAUCCGAGGGUCAUCCAUGUGCAUGCAUUCUUUCACCAAUAAGGUGAAGACUGUAGAUAUCAAGGACAAGGCUAACAACACACCCUUGGGCUUGGCGGUGCUCAACAACCACCCCACGUGUGCGCUGUUGCUGCUGCAGAAGGGUGCCCUCCCGACGUUAGACUUGGUGAUUCCGCGGAAUGAGCCGCCGCAGCCAGGCCUACGCUGGCUCUACGUCCAUAAGAAGAUCCGGGCCCCGCUGCAAAUUCCCAUCCUGCAGGAGCUUGUGAAGCGGUCGUGGCAAGGCAUCUUGCAGCACAUCAUUGAGCAUCUGGAGCUUGGUGGCAAGGGCCUGGCUCUCACUGUUGAGGCGGCCCUGAAGAGUUGUUCAUACGAGCUGGCUUUGAGGCUGAUUGCCAAGGUGAAGCAUGGCUGGACCCUGUACAGUGACAAGCAGACCAUGUUGCAUGUGCUUGCACGAGAGGCUCCUCGAGAUGCCCAGCUGGAAAUGCAGAUCAAGGUGGCGCAAGCUUUGAUGGACAAGGGAGUACCAGUGAUGGCACGGGACGAACACGGAUCUUCGGUGCUGACGUAUGCGGCCAUGAACUGGAACUACACCCUGUGCCAGUUUUUCCUGGACAAGAUGGGCAUGGUGGCGGCGGCAUGUGCUGACCAGGACCACUCUCUGAGGACCCCAUUCACGGCUGCCUUCUGGAAACUGCAGAGCGACCGCCUGCCAGAGGACAUGCAGUCGUGGUGCCUCUCUCUGCUCGAAGCUGGUGCCUCUGCGGACCUGCUGACCUGCUUCCCACUCCAGAACCUGGAGUUCCCAGGCACGACGUGCCUGACGGACGACACGCGUAUCCACACAGCAUCCCCAACGGCUGCCCGCCUGUCGCCCCUGAUCCUGGCCGUGUGCAAGCGCAACUACGCGGUCGUCAAGAUGCUGCUACGAGCGGGAGCCAACAUCAACUUCCGAGAUGGCCAGCAGCGCACAGCCCUCAUGUACGCCGUCAGACUGAAUGACAUCAAAAUGGCGAAACUGCUGCUCAAUGGCAGUUACGACCCUGACCGGGACACAGACCCUUACGGGGACGUGCGGCGCACGAGCUUCAAGAAGACAAGCCCGGUGGACCUGACGCACCAGGACAUGUACGGCUGGAACGUGAUGCACCACGUGGUGGCGCCGCUGGCCAACUACACCUUCUGCUGCCCCGCCAUGCUGCAACUGCUGGUGCAUGUGGGCACGCCACUGGAUGCACCCGACAGCAACGGAGUCACCCCGCUGCAGCUGGCGGCUGCACGUGGUGUCGCUACUAUCACGCAUGCUCUCCAGAGUGCCAUGCAGUUGCCUCACGACCAGGUGCCCAAGGUUGCCGUGCACGCUCUGCCAACUGCAAUGAACCCCAAGGAGAUUGACCAAGUUAAUUUUGCUUUUAAGUUCAUAGACGACUCAAAGGAGUUCCUGGAGAAGGUCUCUACUGAGGCAGCUUCUAACCAGAGGGACUCUCGGGAGGCGGUCCCUGACCCUUUUGCCAAUAUGGAUGACGGCACAUCUGGAAGGUGGACUUUUCCUACGGGUCUUGCUGGGGAGGUGGUCAUGGACAAGGCUCAGAAUGUGCCCUACGACGCGCUCCUCACCAUGGUGGAUUUGAGCUAUGGCCAGUUUGGUCUGUACAGUUUUUACAAGAUGCAGCUUAUUCAGCGAGGAGGACUCGUGGUGCUAUUCUGUCGCUGGGGCCGCGUUGGUGACUCCGGCCAGUGGUCCCGGUCGUGUUACUCUGCAGUCACUGAGGCAGCUCGCGAAUUUGCGCGUCUCUUCCGCUCAAAGACUGGCAACGCUUGGGAGGACCAGCAAAGCUUCAAGGCCCAGCCUCGCAAGUUCCGGGCCGUGCAGUGGGAGAAACGCAAGAGCCCUCCACCCAGCAAUAUUCCCAUCAGCCUCGGCGAUCCAUGCAAGUCGUUGCUUCCCCCGCCGCUGCAGGAUCUGAUGCGCAAACUGGCAAACCCCGAGAUGCUGGUGAGCACCCCGCUGCAGCUGGGUGCCCAGGGUCAGGUGGCGCUGGAGCUGCUCAGCGCAGAGUCCCUGUCCACCGCGCUGGCCCUGCUCGAGGACAUCCACCAGCUGGUGCGAGAGAAGGCCUCACUGCAGGCUUCCCUGGAGCGCUCGGCUGAGCAGCAGCAACAGGAGGGCAAGCUUCAAGAGCUGCUGUCCCGCCUCGUGGAAAAGAGCGAGGAGCUGUACUGCCUGGUGCCCGUUCGGGGCCGCCGCUUCGAGAGGCUCGAGCCUUUGUUCGAGGAGCGGGGCGUGUCGCGCCAUGCGGACCUGGUGCACAGCCUGGUGCACCUGCACCUGGCCCACCAGCUGCUCACUGGAGCUCAGCUCAGGGCACCUGAGGUGCACCCCCUGGACUACGUGUACCUCAGUCUGCACUGCAAGAUGUGUCUCCUGCAAGAAGACUGUGCCGAGGUCCAGACUAUGUUGCAAUACGUUCACAAUUCUUCUGAGAAGCCUCCCAAGAUACUGAGGAUGUUCCGAGUGACGCGCGACGGGGAGAACCAGCGCCUGGCCUCCUGCGGAGUGGACAACCAUUGGCUUUUGUGGCACGCCGUUCAGCCGUACAACCUGUUGAGCAUCCUGGCCAAUGGGCUCGAACCAAGGCUUCUGGUCGACCAUUGGAUGGGGGACCACCAGGCCAAGGGCAUCUGCUUGGCUGACCGCUUUGAACAAGCACGUUGGCUGUGCCAGUCAGGCUCUAUGGCCCCGGGUCCCAAGUACAUGUUGUUGUGCGAGGUUGCCCUGGGCCGGUGUCGGGACCUGGACCUCGGACCGUCUGGCAACACAGAGCCAGGUUCUCCUGGGAGUCACGAGAGCACCCGUGCCCUCGGUCGCUGGCAGCCACACAUCCUAGGCACAGUCACAUGGCAUAGUUCUACGGUGCCACUGGGUCCUAGCAACAAGGCCGAGCCCCAUCAAAGCCCGCUGAGUUACAAUGAGUAUGUAGUCUACAAGCCAGCACAGGUGUGCCUCCGCUACCUACUGGAGUUCGAGGACUGAUCAAGCGGCAAGAACAAGAAAGAGCCAGACCUUUUUAGAUCGGGGGUUGGGAGGGGUGGGGGGGAAACACUUUUCACUGGGGAGUGGUUCAAAGAGCCCAUCUCUUACCAUGGGAUUGAAAUUUUCUUCUCUCAUCGUCGUUCAUGGCCAUUGGGACGCAUACACUUCAUUGUGCGGGAAACGUCUAAGCGCGCGCACCUUUUAUUGAUUUUUUUUUCUUCCCCCUAUAUGUACAGUCCAAGGCCACGCUAAUUAGUUGGCUUUGGCAGCAAGAGAACUGCCUCUCAAUAAAAUGUCAGACAUAAGC